AUGAUGACAACAACAGGAAAAGAAUCAAUAACAUUGAUGUUAACAGCAACUACAGGACCAUUAACAACAACAACUACAGAACCAUCAUCAACAAGAACAACAACUACAACAACAACAGAAUCAUCAACAAGAACAACUACAGAACCAUCAUCAACAAGAACAACUACAGAACCAUCAUCAACAAUAACAACAACUACAACAACAA
Molecule: messenger RNA, 205 nt
Organism: Adineta steineri
Lineage: Eukaryota; Metazoa; Rotifera; Eurotatoria; Adinetida; Adinetidae
Source: the annotation of a GenBank genome assembly